AUGCCUUCUGCUGAUAGGCACUCAACGUCGGAGAGGAGGACAUCAACAAGGAGAUCAAGACGGGUGUCGGCAGAAAAUGCGCUCGGCGAUGAUGAGUACGAUUUGGCAACGAACGCUGUGUCUGACGGGUUCCGCCCGGCAGCCAACAACCCACCAAAUGUACCGAGUCUGAACUCGUCUCCAUUACCGCUGCCAAAUCGAAUUCAUUUGCCCAAUCUUCCUCGGUCACCUCCACCCGUCGCGCCCAGUCCAAUGAAGGGUUUCACCGAUUUCAAUCGACCGUCAAGCACGUCCAAACCCCCACGCUUUCACGAUUCCUUGACCCUUCGAAAUGACGGGCUGGAGUCCGCUCGUGUAGGACAAUCAUCUUCGUCGAGCAGCCUCGUGCAAGGCGAUCUUCUAUAUCAGGGCUCCACGCCGCCGUCUCAUCCCUAUCAAAUGUAUCCCCAGAGGACGUACAGUAAUGCUACCUCCUCUACCGGCCCUUCAGAGACACUCGAUGGAACCCGGGGUCCUGCUCACCCAUACGCUCUGUACACCCAAAGCACUACUACUCUCGAGGACGCAACCCAGCAGCGCAUCCCCGUAGGUUUCAAUGGAAUGGGAAACGGCUACCGCAGGCAGAUUGGGCCUGAUGGUGAGGAUGCGGGUGAUUUAAUCGGGCCGCUCGGUCACAUGGAAGAGCUUCCACCAUAUUCACGCUAUCCUGAAGAACCCCUCCAACAUAAACCAUCAGCUGAUUGCGAGAACAAUGUAGCAGCUGCCAAUGCUACCGAUGGGGCUGGUGCUAGAAUAAUUGGAUCAACAACUUCAACCCCGGUUCAGCCUAUUCCAGGUGCUGGAGGAAUUGGUCUUGCGACUCGGAACCCCGAGUUCUCCUCCACAGAAGAUCUGGCUGCUCGGGAUUUUGCAGAAAAGCGAAGCCCGAGCAAGUGGCAACGGAGGGCGAAAAAGAAGCUGUGGGGCGUUGUGCCAUACUGGACAAUAUGUCUAUUACUCGCUGGAAUUGUUAUCAUGGGAGUGGUGAUGGGUACUGUAGUUGGGACUAUUGUGACCAGACACAAUACCUCUCCGAAGGGUAAAGGACAAUCCGGUAAGAAUCAACCGAACACGGAUAAUGUUGUACCCCUGCCGCAUCUGCCACAGGGUUUGCCUCCCCUGGCAACAGGUUGUUUUUCCCUUCCGCCAAUGGACAAAUAUAACGUACCAAAGGCUUGUAUAAAGGAUUUGGAGCAGAAUCCCGCUUGGAAUUGUGAUAUGCCUUUUCGCUGGUACUCGAUGAACGUUACCGAACUUGCUGGUGCCACGGAUGUCUCCAACUAUGCCAUGAAACUCAGGCCAUUUGAUCCCAAGGCCUCUAAAUUCAUCUACGGAACCCAGCCCCCGAACGUUCCUGAAUUCGAGCCUAUGCGACUGGUAAAGGACACAGAUGAAGUCAACCGAGGUCCGGCUUGGUAUCUUGAAGUGAAAUGCAACAAGACGGUCAUGGUCCGGGAAGAUCAGCUUAUACUUCCAAGUCAGUCGGGUCCUCAGCGCCGUUGGAAUGACAUAAAAGGUCCAUUCCCUGUCCUGGAUAACUCUCGCUUCUCGAGGAAGGGACUUGCCGCCACGGAAGGCGACAAGCCAUGGAUUUGCACUUGGCCAAACGUUACACUUCAAGUCUUCGUUUACCCGAACCAGACAUUCAUACCACCGAAAACUACCUCAACGCCCAGUCCGAGCCCUUCGAUGCCCAGCCCGUUCUCUCCUGCCGUACCAACACAAACACCGGAUGAGCCACCAUCGCCCAAAUUCAAGGAACCAUAUCCCAAGCUAGUCAAAUUUGUGGAGAGACGCUCAUACAACAACGGCGACUACGCCCCAGCAACGUGUACGCAGUACAGAAUCACCCAUGAUGGUGAGGAUAAAGAACCUGUUCUUCAGGAUGGAAUGCCUGUAGCCUUCAUAGUCGAAGAAGUGGGCAAAUCUGCUAAGGGGACUAUCACGCAGCAUUUCAGUGACCUAAUUCCUAGGGAUAUAUCUUCCCUAGAGGAUGGCUUUGGUGGAUGCAUUAAGGGCGUUUGUAUUUUGCGUUGGGGACUGGACUUUUUGCUACGCUUAUUGCGAUUAGUUGCUACGAGAUGGGGUGUGGGCGGAUCUAUCCAUGUUGUUGAAAUGCUUGAUGGAACUGGACGAUACGAGAGCGCUGUGGCCAAUUAUGGCAGGGGACAAAGGAAGCGACAAUGA
Messenger RNA from Metarhizium acridum CQMa 102, 2226 nucleotides. NCBI's taxonomy places the organism in Eukaryota, Fungi, Ascomycota, Sordariomycetes, Hypocreales, Clavicipitaceae. The record is from RefSeq and is a predicted model, not a curated record.